This is a messenger RNA of Cylicocyclus nassatus, 1359 nucleotides long. NCBI's taxonomy places the organism in Eukaryota, Metazoa, Nematoda, Chromadorea, Rhabditida, Strongylidae. The record is from the annotation of a GenBank genome assembly.
AUGAGUGUUUUCACUUUUACAGCCGUCUUCUUCGCAAUCACUGUCGUGACGCAAACCAGCGACGAACAACCCUACUAUGGAGUUCCAAUGGGAACUUUCGAAAGCGAUAAGUUUGGAGUCCAUUCCGAGUUAUACUUAGCUGAUGAUCAUACCAUAGUUCUUGACAAAUUUGACCAUAAACCAAAAACACCUGCGUGCACAGCAAUGAUGAUAGGACCACCACGACAAGAAGACGAAAAGAGAAAGGUAGGAGAUGGAAUAUUGUUACCGUACACUCAGCCCAAUUUUUCUUGGGAAGAAAUCAGACGACGAAAAAGGAUAGCGGAAGAGGAGACGGAAAAGACGAUAAUUCGUUUGAAACCUUUUUCGAAACGUCUGCUGAAGUAUGGGCCAUCUGCGAAUAUUGUCACUAAACUCAUAACUUCCACGACUUCUAGCCCGAAGACGCCUCCUACUCUCGGUCCUGAUGAGUCGUACGAAGAGAUCGAAUACAUCGAGGAUGAAGAAGAGACGGAAGAGAAAUCAAAAUUGCUGAAAAACCUUCUACCAACGUUUUCAAAGGAUGGCGAGACACAUCGCCAGCAUUCCACGACAAUCUCUACAAGCACUCUUACAACCAGGAGACAGUUUCCUACACUGGUUACAGAAGCGCCGUUUUUCUCAUUUACCACUACUGCACUACCCAUGAUCGUUUUCAAUAAAUCCGAGAGACUGCAGCAAAGGAACGAGAAGCAUGCGACUCAAUCGUUUAAACUUCCGAAUCUCGAUAGCAAUCACAUAGAAGCCACGACUGCGAAAGAAUCCCCAACGAAUCUUGAUUCAUCGUUCUCUCUACCGCCAGCGCAAGACGAACAAGUCGCAUUUCUUCUAACAAAUGGUGGCCGCUUAUCCGACUACAAGUGGAUUGGGCUAUACGAUCAGUGCAAAAAUAUCUCGGUUCCAUUACUGACACUGACAGGUGUAGAUCCGCCGAGGGAGGAAGAAGUUGGGCGAUUCGUUGGGAAUGAUCGUAACAUAUCGAGUGGUAUUGUGAAAAUCCUGAACUGUAACACAAUUCUGGUUACUGAUCUUUUCUUUGAAGCUACUCAGAAGUUACCCAAUACCUUCUUCUUCGUCGGUUUAGGAAAUGUCACCCAUACAGUACAGCAAACAAAGGCGAGAACAAUCGGAUACGAAAUCGGGGACCCACUGGAACCCUACAAUGGCGACGAUGUGAUGGUACGAUUGCCGAAGGGAAUACGGACAUUCGAUGUGGAUUUUCUUUCCAUUUACAGCGAGGAUGAGAAGAGGAGCUAUGGUCAUGUUGACCUACCAAGCUUACUUGUACCUCCAUGUGUCGACGAUACCGGAACCUUAUAG